AUGACAGACAUUGAGAACCUAAGGACGGCCUCGCUGUACAUCAACAACCAGCUGCUUUCACGCGGCUUGUUACGCGAUGGCCAGACCAUUGACUUUGCGGACCCGGCGGGACGAAACCGCAAGAGCAAGGAGAAGGCCGGUGGUGCGACAGACGGCAACACCGACGAAAAAGCCGGCGACAACACGGCUGACACCAUGUCGCGCGUCAUCAGCGUCGUCAACGACCUGAUCCUGCGGCGAGACCGUGACGCCGAACACCGCGAAUCCCUCUCCACAGCCCUCCGCACCGUCCGUGCCGAAUCGCUCCGUCAAAGCAACGACCUCCAGCGCGCCAUCGAGCGACACGCUGAAGCGCAGCGCCGCGCCGACUUGGGCGAGGCGGCCGAGGCGAGCCUGCGGGCCCAGCUGGUGGCGGCGGAUGCGGCGAACCGGAAACUGCGCGAAGAGGCCGCACGGAUGCGGCAGCAGGUGGCACAGACGCGCGCGUCAUGCGCCAACGAGGUGCGCAAGCGCGACCGGCAGAUUGACGGCCUGAAAAAGGCCGUGUCGGACGCCGGGCGUGCCCGCGGCGAGCGGCGGAGUCCUGCGAUUACCACGAUCACCAUCUCGGGCGGCGACUCUUCUUCCUCGACAGUCCAUCAUCCGCAGCACACGCCUCGAUCGGCCCUGGGCUCGCUCCAAUCCACACCGACGGCCCGCAGCAGCGCGACGAACGCGGCUGCCGACGCGACCACCACCUCGGAAUACGACCUGCGCAGCGAGACCAAUGCCUUCCUGGCUGACCUGGCCCGCGGUCUCAGCGACGACAACGAGAUGCUGCUGGACUUGGUGCGCCACACAAGCCGACGCCUCCAGGCCAUGAGUGGUUACGUCCCGCCCGGGGAGGAGGACGCAAGGGGAGCCCCGGGUGAAGGUGCGACAGCCACGAGCAUGGUGGACUGCGCCGCGCUGGCAGCAGAGAUGGAGGCCGUGCUCGAGCACCUGCGAACGAUCCUGACAAACCCGUCGUUUGUGCCGAUCGAGGAGGUGGUCCAGCGCGAGUCGGAGAUUGGCCGCCUGCGCGACGGCUGGGAGAAGAUGGAGGGCCGGUGGAAGGAGGCGGUGCAUCUGCUGGAUGGCUGGCGGAAACGCAUGGCUACGAGCGGGCGGUCAGUCAACAUGGAAGAGAUCAAGAUGGGCCUGCGGCUUAGCCCGGUGCGCGUGCGUAACGUUGCCGAAACAUCGCUUGGUCUCGACUUGCGCAUGCCGCCCUUGCAGCUAGGGCUGAACGCCGUGGACGAAGAGGCGGAAGAUGGCGAAGAGACAGGGGGCUACCAAGGCGGCGAAGACGGUCAAGGCGACGACGACGAUGAUAAGAAUGUGGGUGUACGGAACUGGCCGCCAUUGGGCCGCACGCCCAGCCCGGCUGAGACGCUACACUUGGUACCUGCCCCUGACUAUGCCCCUGGUCAUGAAGGUCUGAGCGACAGCGAGUCGGAUACCAGCAGCACCUUUGCAGACGAUGUCGACGACGACGAGGGCGAUUUCGACGACGACGGGCCGAACGUGCAGAUUAUCGAGCAGUCCAUCAUGGUCCCAUCGCUCGAGGACGUGUCGUCAGCACCGGUCGAGUUCUCGCGGUCAACGCCCUCACCAACGCCGCCGCCACCUGAGAAGCCAGUUCUGUCAAAGGUCACGGCAGCGGCCAUCAAGGAGAAGGAGGCAGAAAGAAAGCCGGCUAAGCCAAAGGCCGCUCAGGCAAAGGGGAACCAGCCUGGCCUGCGGCCAUCACACUCGGCCGGUAACCGUCAGGGUACAAAGGCGUCGUCCUCGUCGGAUACUACGAAACAGACCGCGAAGGCGACAACAGGAGCAGCACCAAACACUACCACCACCACGACUGCAGCCGUAACCCGCGGCAGACAGCGACCAGGCGAGGUAGAAGACACGGCUAAAGAACGCAGACAAGUGCGUAUUGCAGCAGCUCCAGCUACAGCUGCCGCGGCCGCUGCCGCGGUAGCAGAAAAGCCAACCGCCAGGCCUGCAGCUCCUCGGGUUGUAGCCUCCGCGACGACAACGAUAACAGGUCUCAGCAGAGCCAACUCGGCGAGAGCAACCGGUGGCCGUCCCCUGCCGGCAAGACAGGCUGGCAAACCAGUAACGACGACAACGGCAGCAGCUUCUCAGCCAGUGUCUACGCUGGUGCAGGAGAAGCAGCGUCCGGCUUCGGCAGCUUCGCAUGCUUCGGAGGCAUCGGCCGCAUCCACAGCCGCGUCGGAAGACAGCGUGGCACUUGUCCCCGCGACCGGCUCUGUCACAACGGCCGCAGCAGCCCCAACAACACGACCAGUGUCGUCUCUCGCGUCUCGCAAGCUGACAACAGCCGCGUCUGCUCCAACGGCGCCAACAACAGCUCGGCCACGACGGGACCGUGUGCAGAACAGGAAUGCUAGCGAUGAACAGACAGCUGCCGCGCCCACGACCACGGCCUCCUCCUCUUCCUCCUCCUCCGCGAAUUCUUCGGGACAGAUGCCGCCACCAUCUGUGCCGUUAACGACCAUUGCCACUGCGGCCAACCGCGCGCGCAGCCGGUCACCGAUCAAAACGGCCGCUGCCGGUGCGUCCGGUGGCUCGGGUGGUGCGGGCACCACGGCAGGACCAGGGGCUGUUGUCAGUGUCACGUCCCGCCUACCGCUCCCAACAAGCGCAAAUGCAAAUGCACCACCCCCGGCCAGCCCGGCCCUCAACAUGGCCACGAUUGCGGCCAAGCUGGCGGCAUCGGAACGCGAAGCGGACGCAGCGCGCGUUCGCGCCAAGCUCAAGGCGGCGCGCAGCGGUUUGGCCGGUGCCAAGGCCAAGGCCGUGCCGGCCGUCGAAGCUGCUCCGGCUGCCGCCUCGGCUGCGGCAGAGACAGAAGCCCAUGAUGUUGACCCGGUGAAGAAGACAGCUGCAGCAGAUGAAGCGGCCGAGGCACCCCUGUCAACAUCAGUAAACUCCAUCAACGGCGAGCCGGCCCAACAGCCCCUCCGCAAGAAGCGCGACCCCAAAGACAAGGACCAGCGGCGAGCUAGCAAGGCGGCUUCGCGGCGGCGCAGCACUCUGAACCCGUGGGAGCUCAAGAGCCUGAUGGCAGGCAGCGUCCAAGGUGCAGCACCGGCACCGGCGACAGCGACAGAGACCGCAGAGACGGUUGCUGUGGAGGCUUUAUCGUGA
Messenger RNA from Sporothrix schenckii 1099-18, 3192 nucleotides. RefSeq lists its product as uncharacterized. NCBI's taxonomy places the organism in Eukaryota, Fungi, Ascomycota, Sordariomycetes, Ophiostomatales, Ophiostomataceae. The record is from RefSeq and is a predicted model, not a curated record. The transcript has 2 exons. Bases 1 to 3192 code for a protein of 1063 amino acids.